AUGUCGACGCCACCGCAGGCGGUUUCGCCGCUGAACAGGUCACCUCGGGGUGGUGCGAAGAAGAGCGCCUCGCAGUCUCCGAAAUCCGCGCCCCGCUCUCCCGUCUCGCCCAUUGCCGAUCUCGCAGCGCCAAUCGAAGUUGCAGAUGACGUCGACGAGAGCGAUGGCGGCACACUGUCCGAUACGUCGAGCCUCGAUGGUUCUGUUUCGCUGACAUCCAGCCUCCGCUCGCACGUUUUUGAGAAUGGUAGACGGUACCACAAGUACCUGGAUGGGCAGUACAAUUUUCCGAAUGACGAAAAGGCGCAAGAGAGAGAAGACAUGAAACACGCAAUCGUCGUCGCCGCCAUGGACGAAAAGCUGCACUUCGCCCCCAUUAGCCCCAAUCCGCAGAACUGCCUCGAUCUCGGGACGGGCACCGGCGCGUGGGCUGUGGAGAUGGGCGAAGCCUACCCCAGCGCCGCCGUCGAAGGCGUCGAUCUCAGCCCCAUCCAGCCAACGUGGGUGCCUCCAAAUGUAAAAUUCACCGUCGACGACAUCGAGGCGCCGUGGUUGCACCCGGCGGACCAUUUCGACUACGUGCACGCGCGACACGGCGUUGAGGCGUUCAAAGACUAUCCCGCCGUUCUGAAACAAGCCUACAAACACCUCCGGCCCGGCGGCUGGAUGGAGCUGCAGGAGUUCGAGUACAUGCCGUACGCGGACGACGACAGCAUGCCGCCCAGCUACGCUCUACGCGAAAUGCUCGAACUCGUAACCGCUGGCCUCCGCACGAUGUCGAUCGACCUGCGCCGCGCCCGCCCUUCGUCCUCAUCCUUGUCCUCAUCCUUGUCCUCAUCCUCCUCCCCGUCCCCAUCCAGCCUGGACGCCGCUCUCACCGCCGCGGGCUUCGAGGACGUCUCGGUGCGCCAGAUCAAGGUGCCCAUUGGCGCUUGGCCGAAAGACGCGUUCCUGCGCAACCUGGGCUUGUGCUGGCAGGCCAACAUCGCCGCAGGCCUGCAGGGCAUCACGCUGCGGCCGCUCGGGCGCGGGCUGGGGUGGGAGACGGAGCGGAUCGAGGUGUUUUUGGCGGAGGUAAGGCGCGCGUUGGCGGAUCGGGCGGUGCAUGCGUAUAUGAAUUUGUUUGUGUUUUGUGGGCGGAAGCCGGUGGGGGAGGAGGGGGGAUGA
Lasiodiplodia theobromae is the source of this 1167-nucleotide messenger RNA. RefSeq names its product S-adenosyl-L-methionine-dependent methyltransferase. The transcript has 4 exons. Gene Ontology annotation, molecular function: methyltransferase activity. The coding region runs from base 1 to 1167 and encodes 388 amino acids. Lineage: Eukaryota; Fungi; Ascomycota; Dothideomycetes; Botryosphaeriales; Botryosphaeriaceae. The record is from RefSeq and is a predicted model, not a curated record.